Myotis daubentonii (Daubenton's bat) is the source of this 2146-nucleotide messenger RNA. RefSeq names its product myocardial zonula adherens protein (gene MYZAP). Gene Ontology annotation, molecular function: transcription elongation factor activity. Gene Ontology annotation, biological process: maintenance of ER location; intracellular signal transduction; transcription elongation by RNA polymerase II. Lineage: Eukaryota; Metazoa; Chordata; Mammalia; Chiroptera; Vespertilionidae. Gene Ontology annotation, cellular component: nuclear envelope; nucleus; intracellular anatomical structure. The record is from RefSeq and is a predicted model, not a curated record.
CGGCGCGAAUAAAACCAGUCCUUCCGGGAAAAUGGCGACGCCCUCGAGUGCCCCGGAGGCGCCGCCGGCCGCGGACCCGGCGCUGGCAGCGGGGGCUGCCGAGGGAGCCGAGUGCCCGCCGCCCCGCCAGCCGCAGCCCCCGCAGCAUGUCCGCGCGGCCCCGCGGCUUCGAGCCGCCAGCUCCCGAGGACUGGGGGCGGCGGAGUUCGGCGGAGCUGCGGGACAUGUUGAGGCGCCAGGAGAGACUUUUGCGCAACGAAAAAUUCAUUUGCAGAUUGCCCGACAGCGGUAAAAAGAUCAGAGAGACUGUUGUCAAACUGAAAGCUGCCAUUGCAGAACGUGAAGAAGUUAGAGGAAAAAGUGAACUGUUUCAUCCUAUUAGUUUAGACUGUAAACCAAGGCAAACAGCAAUUGCAGUUGACGUGGACACAGCUAAGGCCCAGAAUUCUGACCAGAUACUUGAUACUUCAUCACUGGUUCCUGGCUGUUCUUCUGUAGAUAACAUCGCAUCAUCUAACACAGCCUCACAACAGGGACUUGUUCAUUCUAGUCACAGAGGUGAUGAAGACGCUCCCCAGGUUGGGUACCAAGUGACCAAGUGCCCAGCUUCCAGCAGCAGCGCCACCGCACCUUCCCCACCCGAAGCCAGUGGGUGUCUCCCUCAGCCUCCUGUGUCAGGUCCAGCAGAAGACAAUUCUACCAGCUCCGACGACCUCUUCAUUGACAGGUUACAAAGGAUCACAAUUGCAGACCCAGAUGGGCAACAUUCAGAAGAAAACGUGAGGACUGAGACCUUGACAGGCCUUCGUAGUGGGAUACAGAAGAAACCUCAUUACAUGGAAGUGCUAGACAUGCGAGCCAAAAACCCAGUGCCCCCACCACGUAAAUUUAAAACCAAUGUGUUACCCUCACAUCAGAACGAUUCAUCAAGGCACCAGCAGAGAAGAGGGUCUCCUCUUUCCUCAGAGGAAAGGCUGCGCAGGGAUAAGCAGCAUCUCGAUGACAUCACAGCAGCUCGGCUCCUACCACUGCACCAUCUGCCUGCACAGCUGCUCUCCAUAGAAGAGUCUUUGGCACUUCAGCAACAGCAGAAACAGAGUUAUGAGGAGAUGCAAGCCAAGCUCGCAGCACAAAAAUUAGCUGAAAGACUGAAUAUUAAAAUGCAGAGCUAUAACCCAGAAGGGGAGUCUUCGAGGAAAUACCGAGAAGUAAGGGAUGAAGAUGAUGUUCAGUCCUCUGAUGGUGAAUUCUGAAGAUGGGCAGUGGGGUACUUCCUGACUCUGCCUGUUGAGAUGUCAUUUUCUUACAUCAGACUUUCUAACAAGUAUCAAGAUCAGUGUCAGACGUUGAGGGAAAUAAUUUUAUAAAGUUACGCAACGGUAGCUAUAAAAAUAGUUUGUCUUUCAGAAGAUAACUUUCAUGUACUGGAAAAGUUUAACAUUUGAAUGUUGUGUUUAAACGUAUUAAAGUUUUGCAGUAUGUUGUGUGUUGUCUGAUAUUUUAGUAUAUAGUAAAGAACAUUUUUUUUCUCUAAACCAAAUGAAAGCAGGUAAUUGCUUUUUCCCUUCUUUUUACCUCUAUCAAAUAGCUUUUAUUAUAUGCCUUUCAAUGAAAUACUUAGUUGUCCCACGCAUCACCUAAAAUGAAUUAGGAAGAUACAGUUCCCUCUUUUGAGUAAUGAAGGGAGCAGUCUACAGAAUUCUAUGCAUGUUUGCAUGGGCUUAUUGAGGCACUGGAUGGGAAAUACCUAGGAAGAUACUCAUGGAAAAAUGCUUAAAUGUUUGUUUCCUUCUUCUGUCUUCCCUUGGAAGAAUGUUAUCUUUCUUCUGGUUACGAAUAAGGACUACAUUUGACUCUUGAACAACGCGGGGGUUAGGGGUGCCAACCUGAUGAGUUGAAAAUUGUAUAUAACUAUUUUUAGUUCAUGUUGGAGGGUGGAUGGUCUCUGAAUGACCAGCUUUGCCCAGGGUAAUGUGAAAUAUAGGAAAGUCUAAGAUGACCGAUGAGGUGAAGGGAGUAGCUGUUCAUAUACUUGACCUGAUUUGAGUUCAUUGCUCUUAACAUGAUAGAUUCAGUUUGGUGAAAAAAAGUUUUUUUGUUUUUAAGCUACAAUUGAAUUAUUGUCAAUACAUUGCCCCCCCCCCCC